This is a messenger RNA of Rhizopus microsporus ATCC 52813, 288 nucleotides long. RefSeq lists its product as uncharacterized. NCBI's taxonomy places the organism in Eukaryota, Fungi, Mucoromycota, Mucoromycetes, Mucorales, Rhizopodaceae. The coding region runs from base 1 to 288 and encodes 95 amino acids. The transcript has 2 exons. The record is from RefSeq and is a predicted model, not a curated record.
AUGGACAGCCACAGAUAUGGACUAACAUUCGAAAUUAUAUUUUUAUUGAUGAGUUCGUAUUUGAUAUUAACACGAUACCCUCUUACGUCUCAUUCUAUUCUAGGAGAAAUUUCAACAGCAGGAGUUGCUCAAGCGAGAAAAAAGUCAAAUGUAAAACCGGCUCAAGAACUAAUCAUUUCCUUUGAUCUUUUGAAGGAGACAUUAAACCAUUUAGAUGUAUUCUCAGAGCUGAAAGGAUUCUACCACGUUAUGGUCAAUGCGCCUAUCCAUAGCCACGAAGAGAUUUGA